Salpingoeca rosetta is the source of this 7719-nucleotide messenger RNA. RefSeq lists its product as uncharacterized. Gene Ontology annotation, cellular component: cytoplasm; actin filament. Gene Ontology annotation, molecular function: microtubule binding; actin binding. Gene Ontology annotation, biological process: actin filament polymerization. NCBI's taxonomy places the organism in Eukaryota, Choanoflagellata, Craspedida, Salpingoecidae. The record is from RefSeq and is a predicted model, not a curated record. Bases 214 to 7719 code for a protein of 2501 amino acids. The transcript has 10 exons.
CGCACCCUUCAGACCAAGCAAAGCGCUCGGCUGGCGCGUUCGCACACAACACACAACACCAACACCAGCAGCGCCAACCACCCUCCACGCAGCCACGCUUGCCUCAACAACAGUUGCUUGGGGUUGUCAAUGCUCAGCCAGAACGACAAGAGGCAAGCCACACCUUCGACAUACGUACAGCUGUAGGUUGUCGCUGUCUCGACACAGCACACCAUGUCAUCGGGGCGUGCAUCGCGCUCAGACAGCAGCGGCGACGUUGGUGAGACGCGGUGCGUGUGCUGCUACCGUCACAAUGAUGAGUCCAUGGUGUGCUGCGACUCGUGCAACGUCUGGCAGCACAUUGCCUGCUUCGAAGACAUCGACACAGAUGAUAUCCCCGAGGUCUACCUCUGCGAGAGGUGCAAGCCAAGGCAAGUGGACAUGCUGCGGGCCAUGCGAAUCCAGGACAAGAAGGCGCGUGCGCUGGCGCGGCGACGAAAGCGCAUGCCGUUGCCAGAGCCCAUCCAGGCAACGCCCUUCCAAGAAACAAAUGUCCUCGAGCUCUCAGCACCCGCCAAAGCGGCCGUUGCGAAGAACAUCGAGAUUAAUCAGCUGGAUGACAUCACAGAGUUUAUCAAGGACCAGGACCACCACGUUGUCCAACAUCACACCAUUGUCUCCGGCAAACAGGCGCUGUUUGUGCAAGAGGACGUGCCAAAGGGGGCGCCAAUCACGGUUGUAUCUGGCCGCUUGUGCCUGCGCUCGGAGUUAGCCAAGCAGUACAAGUUGGAGGACACGUUUCUCCCCUAUGUUAUCUUCUUCGACACGGCCGGCCUCUCCCUGGCUGUCGACGCCACCACGCGAGGGUCUAUUGCGCGCUAUGUGCGGCGGGCGUGCGAUGCGUCGGCGUCGCUGGGCGUGUUCCAGGCCCGCGGCCGCCUGGCCCUUGCCCUUACGGCAUCACGCAAUCUGCCCAAGGGCGCGGAGGUGACCAUCCCCUUUGAUGUGGACUGGGCGUCCGUCUCCUACCUCCUCGACUGCGCAUGCGGCUCCUCCCUCUGCCAAGUCGCGAAAGCGAUGAAGCGGCGGCAGCGGUCGUUGGCUGCAAAGGGACCACGCCGCCCACAGCCGAAGCAACAGCGACAGCCGAAGCAACCCAAGCAGCCAAAGCAGCCGAAGCAGCAGUCAAAAUCAGUGUCGUCUGUGCCUGAAUCACCAGCAGGCACGCCGACUGCCCGCAUGUCACGCGAGGAGCGCAAGCUCAUGAUGUCUCUCAGACGCAUCGAUGAGGCGUGUGGUGAGGUGGCAAAGCAGCAGCAGCAACAGCACACACCGGCAGGCGGUUCUGAAGCGCGGGCGUCGGAGGGGCGCCGGUCGAGCGGCGGAAAGGGCCGCAGAGCAUCCUCCGCAAAGCCUGCAAGCGGCGGCACGAAAGGGCGUCGGCCUGCGUCACUGCAUCUGCAGAUGAACCCGCUGGCUGAUGCUGCUGGUCGCCUGCCCUCUUCGCCCUCCCUCAUCUCCGCAUCGGCGUCAGCAUCAGCACUAACGCCCGGGUACAACUACGACGCGCGGGCGAUGGAUGCCUUCCCCGACCCCCCGCACGGGCGAAGUGGCGGCGGUGGUGGGGGUGUUGGUCGUCGUAGCCGUCGCCGCCGCAACAGCACCCCGCAUAAGGAGGAGCUGGAGAACUACAACACCAUCAGCAGCGCCAGCCAGACCCCGUUUGCCGCCUACCACAACGACGCUUGCGAAAUUCUCUCUGAUCUGCUGUUCCAAGGGCUGAAGGGGCGCAUCAGCAAGGCUGCGCGGCCAUUUGAGUACAGCAGCCCGCACGUUGGCCGUGUGGUGGCCGUCGCCUUUGAACGCGCUCCGCAGGGCGGGGUGUAUGCUCGCAAGAAGUACAUGAGCCAGUGGAUGCCGGAGUGUGUGCCGAGUCUCGACACGGACGACCUCACACCCUCAACCACCCCCGUAGCAUCAACAGCAGCCGCCACAGCCCCAAUGACACCAACAACAACAACAACACCGUCAACAACGCAUCCUCAGCAACAGAGCCAUGGGCAGCAAGCGAAGAUGGCAAGCAACCCCUCCACUAACGCAGCGCCCAACGCAAAGACCAACGCUCAUUCCAGCACAACCGCCAACGCGGGUGGCGACGGGGAGGCGGCGCGCAGGGUGCGGUUUGCGAUUGACGGCAGCAGGUCCAGCCCGAACUGUGGCGGUGUUGGCCCAUCGCGUUUGGGUGACGACGACAACGACAACGACAACGACGACUGCGUCAGCAACAGCAGCACCAGCACACGCCGCAACAGCGCCCAGGACGCCAGCGCCACCAACACCACCACCAACAACACCACCACACUCUCAUCGUCCACAGGAACUACAGGCGCCACCACCCACACCCACACGAACAACGCGAACGCGAGCACAACGAGCAGCACCGCGGCAUCGGCGCUGUCGUGGUCGUGGUGGUGGUCGAAGGAGAGUGCAACGCCUGGCAUGACGGCUGAGCCCGCCGCGCAGCCUGUUCCCUUUGUCAGCUUCAAGGAGAGGUUGCGACGAUCGCUGCGCACAGUACAGGCCGCCCACCCUGCAACCACCGCUGAUGGUGGUCGUGAUGAUGGCCAGGAUGGUGCUGUGACUGGCACGAUGAAUGCAGCACCAGCAGCAGCCACGACGACGGCCAUGGACACGGCCCCUGAUGCUGCACACUCUGGCGUCAAAGCCGAGAGCGAAAGCGCUGCUGGGACACCUCGCACGCAGCAGCAACUACAACAGCAUCAACAACCACUACUACCGCAGCAGCAGCAGCAGCAGCAGCAGCAGCAGCAGCGUGUUGUACAGGUGAAGCAGGAGCCUCCCAUGCUUGGAGUCAAGACCGUAGCAGCACCAUUGGUCACGACACCACAAACAGGAGCAACGAGUGCUUCAGGAAUAACUGCGGGCAGCAGUGCCACAACCACAACGACGACCACCGCCACCACUAAUGUUGUUGCACCUGGGGCCGUGGUGAGCCAGAUGCCAUCCAGACCGGCUGUGCACCGCAAUGUGCAUGGCCUGCGGGUGAAUGCAUCUGCACCACCAUCAAUUGUGGACGGUGCAACGUCGCCUGGCGUGUCGUCACCGCUGUCGGCACAGGGGUCGUCUGUGUUCCUCCCCGACUCACCGGCAUCCUCCUCCCCAGCAGCGCCCAGCUCCCCAUCGUCGCUGCCGUCACCAAUGCUGCUGCAACAACAACAACAACAACAACAACAACAACAACAACAACAACAACAACAACAACAACAACAACAACAACAACAACAACAACAACAACAACAACAACCAGACCACCACCCCCACCAGAAACACAAGAGCGGGCGCGUUGCGGAGCUGAAGGCAGAGGCGAUCCCGACACCAUCAAACGCAGCAGCAGCAGCAGCAGCAGCAAAAUCAGCGACACCGUCGUCGCCUGCAGCGCCAGCAUCAACGGCAGCGCGUGGUAGCCCUGCAUCUGGGAGGAAACGCAAGUUGUCGCUGGCAGACUACCUGAAGCGCCGCGGCCUUUCAAAACCCACCCCACCUUCAUCGCCAUCGCCAUCAUCAUCAUCAUCAUCAUCGCUUGCAUCUGCUACGGCAUCGGCUACAGCCACCAAGUCGCCAGCGGCAGCACCAAAGACGACAUCUCCAGCGGUCGCGACGAGUCACGGGAGCGGUGCAGCUUCGAACACAAAGGCUGCCCCAGCUAGCACAGAGGCUGCCCCAGCUAGCACAAAGGCUGCCCCAGCUAGCACACCUUCAGCCACCAUGCCUGCCACAACUACAAAGGCGCCUGCGACGCCUGCGAAAGCGUCUUCAGCCACCACGGGUGUCGCUGCGCCUUCUACAGCAACACCGGUUGCUGCAUCCACAACACCAACAGCAACAACAGCAGCAACAACAACAACAACAACACCUGCUACUGCUGCUGCUGCUGCUGCUGCUGCUGCUGCUGCUGCUGACAGAGCGCAUGACAGUUCCCAGCCACCACAGGCAGCAGCACCGGCUGCGACUGCAACCACCGCAGCAAAGCCAGAACCUUCCACAAAAACACCAAAACAAACUCCCAAACCAACCGCAGCGAAGCCAAAAUCAAUGGCAAAGGCGGCUGAGGCUGCGGCUGUUCCGCAAUCCCGUGCUGCAAAGGACGACGCCAAGACGGCUUCAGGUGCUGUUGUGACACCGAAGGAAGCAAGCAGUGAUGCCGGCCCAGCGUCUUCGAGCAACACGACACGAGCAACAGCACCACCACCUGUGAGUGAUGAAGGCAACAAGGAACAGCAGCCGGUCGCUGCCAAAUCGCAAGAAGCGACGCAGCUGCCACAGACACGCAAGAAGGUGCAGGCGCAGCAGAAGCAACAGCCCCCUUACACACAGGACGACAGGGCUGGGGUGGCAUCAAAGGUACAGGAGCACAAGCAGUCGACCAAACGACCUCAGGAAGAGCAGCCGCAGCAGCAGCAGCCGGAGCAGCAGCAGCAGCAGCCAGGGGCAAGUGAGAAGACACAGGAAGCAGAUGCCAAGGCGCUGUCUUCUUCUUCCGCUGCUACUGCCGCUCUAGUGACUGAUGAAGCGAAGCAGGCUGCGGUGAAACAAACCAAGAAGCAAGAUGAGUUCACCGCAAGCGGCACGGGCACAGCCGACACGACAACUGCACGAAAGACCAAGACACUCCACACAACAGCAGCAGCUGCAGCAGCAGCAGGUGGUGGCGCUGAUGUUGUUGUUGAGCAGACGCAAAGCGCCGCACAACAACAGGAAGCGCAACAAGAGCAGCAGCAGCAGCAGAAAGUGCAGCAAGAGUGUGACGAAAAGGCGCAGGAAAGCAGCCCGCAGCAGCGGAAGAGCGGAGCCACGCCCGUGCAUACGGCUCAGCCUGCAUUGGCCACUGCCACCUCAACGCACGCGACCCUGCCUGCUGUCAAGACUACGGCAACCGCACCUGCGCCCACGUAUGAUGUCGAUGGCGACCGUGAUGAUCGUGCUGAUCGUGCUGGUCGUGACGAUGCUGGUGAGCAGCCACGAAAGCGCGCGAAACAGCGGGCGCCUUCGCCAAGUGAUGAUGGCGCAACCGCUGUGGAACGAAACGCACGUGCGGGUGCGAUGACAGCAGCGGUAGCGGGCGGCGAUCAAGUCAAGCAGAGUGCUGCGGCGCCUGCAAGCAGCGGUGCUGAUAAUGCUGCUGCCACCGGUGCUGCUGGUGAUGAUGAAAAUGCAGACGACGAAUUCAAACCAGCACCACCACCACCAGCAAAGGUAACAACACCACCAGCCACACCAGCAGCCAAAACAUCUGCAGCGCAACCAUCACCGCCAUCUGCCACGGAGCAGCCGGCGCCACCAGCAAAGGCCGGUCGCGGUGAUGAUGAUGAUGAUGAUGAUGUUGCUGCCGCUGCUGCUGAUAACCCAGCACUAGCAGAAACAGCAGCAACAGCAACAGAGGCGCCACACGAGACACCCACUGCAACAACGUCGCAGCCGUCAGCAGUGCGAGCGGCCCUUGCUGACUCUGGCAAGCGUGACGUGCCUGCUGACACUGCUGGUGUGGAUCGGCAGCCCUCACUGGAUGCAGGAUCCGAACAGCCGCCCAAGCGCGCGAAGCGCUCAGCUCCGCCCACAGACGCGCAGGAGCACACAAGCCAACGCGAACAACAGCAACAGCAACGGCGACAGCGGCGGCGGCGCAUGGGAUCAACGGCAUCAUCGUCCAGUGGACGGCCGUCGCGGGAAUCGUCGCGCCCACGCUCCCGCCGCCCCUCACGUGCGCACACGCCAACAGAGGACAGGUCUGCCACCACGACCACCAUGUCCGCCACGUCUGCUGCUGCGGCCACCACGGCGGCCACCACGGCGACGACGACUGCUAGCACGAGCCGGGCUGGGAGCAGCAGGGCGAGCCGGGCCAGCAGCAGGAGCGGCAGUGUGUCACGCAGCGGAAGCCGCCGGCGCUGGCGAAGAAACAUGUCUCCACCGCCGCCACCGCCGCCACCUCAUGACAGGAGCAGGGACAGGGAUGGAGACCAGGUACCGCUUGACCGAGAGCGGGACCGUGGUGACAGGGACAGAGAACGCAGCAUGCGCGACUUGGAGCCUGGACGCGAUCGUGAGCGUGAGCGUGAGCGCGGCAGCCGCAUGCCGCCACCGGCCUCUGCGUCCACUUCGACGACUUCUGCGUCUUCCGCAGCUCGCCCUGGUGGUGAUCGGGACUGGCCCCGGGACAGGGACAGAGACAAGGACCGCGACCGUGACCGCGACCGUGACCGUGGGUAUGACCGUCGCCUGUGGAGUCGGCUUGGUGACACGAAUGGCCCACCAUCGUCGUCGUCAUCUCCGCCGCCACCACCGCACCCGGCGGCCGGCACCUGGCCACGUGAUCGUGACCGUGAUCGUGACCGUGACCGCGACCGUUAUGGUGGUCGUGACCACAUGUGGGGACGCGAUUCUGGCCCACCGCCGCCACCGGGACCACCGCCACCAGGGGGACCACCUCUGCCAUACGAAAGAGACCGUGAGCGUGAACGCGAGCGCGAAUGGGAUCUGCGGGACCGUGGGCGUGAGCGGGACUGGGGCGAUCGCGGCGGUGUCGGCGGCUGGGAGCGCAUGCACGACCGACCAGGCUGGGAUCGUGAUCGUGAUCGUGACCGUGACCGUGAAAGGGGACGUGAUUUGAUGCGUGACCCGCGCGACUGGGACCGAGACAGAGACAGGGACAGCGAUAGGGAACGCGAUCGGGAGUGGGACCGGGACAGGAGAGACAUGCGGCGGUAUGGGCGCGCGCCGCCGCCACCGCCAGGGCUUCGCGAUGACGGUCGACGGUGGGAAGAAGGCCCCCCACCACCAGGCCUGGCGGGCCCGCCAGGGCCAGCACCACCGGCAGGGCCGCCACCGCACCACCACCCCAUGUACGGGCCACCGCCGCCAUCCUACCGCCGCCCGUACCCACCACACCACCCGUACCCUCCUCCGCACCACCACCCCCACCCCCACCACCACCACCCACGGCACCCCGCUGGACGCGGUGCGUCUCCGCCAGCAACACCGCCACGUGCGCCGUCCAUCCCCUCGUCGUCUGCGUCCCCGCAGCGCGAUGACGGCCGGCAGGGCAUACACGCCCGCCCGCCCCCAGCGGCCCGCGCAGCGUCCCUCUCGCCGGGAAGAACACCGCCGCCAGCAGCCACAAGCGGCGGCAGCGGCGGUGGCGGCAGCGAGGGCGGUCGUGGCCGUGGCCGCGGUCGCUUUACCAGCAGGUUUAGGCGCGGUGGCGGGUGGCGCGGCAGAGAUGCAGAGCUGGACAGGGAGCGGGAGAGAGACUGGGACAGGGACAGGGACAGGGACCCGCGUGAUUGGGACCUGAGAGAGGAGUGGCUGGAACGCCGGCGCUUUUCGCCGCCCCCAUACCGCUAUCCCACUGGCGAUGAUGGUGCUCGCCCGCGCAAGGCCGACGACAGGCAUGAUGCAGCCCCACCGCCACCACCGCCACCACCACCACCACCACCUGGAGCGCACGCGUACCGCCGCGACUAUGGCAGCCCCCUUCGCCUGCGUCGCCGCUCUCGUUCUGCGUCCCCACCGCCACCACCACCACCACCACCGCCACUACCAUCGUCGUCAACGUCCAGCGUACUGCAGGGUGAGGGCCGUGGUGGCAGGUACUGGUCGGUCCCGCGUGAUGAGCGACGCGAGCGAAGCGCAAGCCCGCGCAGGCACCCCCAGCGCAGGUGA